AUGGCAUUAAGGACACCUACUACGACUGCAGCUUUCGUCAGUAUUCUUGCCGCAGGUCAGGUCUCAGGGUACAUCCGUGUUUCCGUGCAGAACGAUGCCAUUUACUCGCUGCCAGAGUCUUGCGGUUUGCCCUGCACUGGUAGCGGAGUGGAACCGGUAGGCAAUGCCUGUCCGAAGGCUGGUGAUGUUGCCACUGCCGACUGUCAACCGCAUCUGCCGUCGUACAACGGUACCAUCUGCGUUGCUCCAGUUGACGCCCAGUGUGUUCUCAUUUAUGAGAACGUAUGGGGCUGUGUCUUUCCAAACACCGAGUACACUACUACAAUCGAGCCCGAAGCCGGUGGAACAAUUAAUGUUGCAAACUCGGGCUGGACUUCCAACUACAAAAGUGGCAAUCAUGUCCAGGAUGAUCUAAAAACGAAAUCACCUGGGACUUACCACGACACGAGCGGGGGUACUCCACUUGAUAUAAAGUGUGAUGUUGUCACCGAGACAACAGCUCAGCAAAUUGGUAGCACAAUGGAAGAUGCAAAGUAUCAAGCUAAUCAAAAGUUCACUGGGAUGAACCUUGCUACCGAAACUUCAAUUGACGACACGAUAUAUGAAUCUAACGGGUAUCCUCAUGCUGCACCAACGGAUGACGCUUCCACCGACACUUCAGUCGAGACAAGCGAGGAUACCUCAACGAGCAAUGGCAAACCCACAAGCGAACACUCAAGCGAGCAGUCAGGCGGAUACUCAAGUACCGAAUACACCACUGACGGAGUUACGCAGGAGACUACCGAUGUUCAUACGGUCCUUAGUAGUAAUUAUGAACCGCUGACUGCACCCACAGAGAAUAAUGAUACAGAGCCAGGAAUGCCUACUACCGGAUCUCACUACGACCUGACGGGAUCCAGUAAUGAGAGUAAGACAUCAAGUGGCGAAUAUAUCACUGAUACUCACCACAAUACUUACACGAAGGAAGGUACACCUGUUGACAGAUAUACGGUUGGCACAGACCUCGAACCUUCCAAAUUGUCAAUGGAGGACGGUCAGCAUUACUACGUAUCCAAAGAACCCCUUCAAGACAACACGAUGUACCCUUCGAGGCUUUAUGUAAGAGGUAUCAGUGAGAACCAGCAGACUGGUGACUACUGGACAUACGGAUCUCUUAAUACUGAAGCAACGGAGCCUUACGAGGAGCCCGAGUCGAUCACAUAUCUGACAACAGAAAAACCAAAUACGGAAUCAUCGUACGCUUUGCAACAACACCCUACUUAUGCUGCUACAGAAAAACCCUGUGACACGGACACGCCUGAGGAAGGACCAGGAGAAGUCACGAUCGAGCCAGCUACUGAUGAAGUUCCGACGGAGCCAGUGAUCACGCUUCCACCAACAACACUGCCCCCGACUACACUUCCACCAACAACACUGCCCCCGACUACACUUCCACCAACAACACUACCCCCGACUACGCUUCCACCGACCACGUUGCCACCAGUGACGUUGCCACCAGUGACAGUGCCUCCAGUGACGUUGCCCCCUGUGACGGUGCCCCCUGUGACGCUUCCACCUGUAACAGUGC
Molecule: messenger RNA, 1567 nt
Organism: Plasmopara halstedii
Lineage: Eukaryota; Oomycota; Peronosporomycetes; Peronosporales; Peronosporaceae
Exons: 1
Source: RefSeq, a predicted model, not a curated record